This is a messenger RNA of Solenopsis invicta (red fire ant), 4601 nucleotides long. RefSeq lists its product as uncharacterized. Lineage: Eukaryota; Metazoa; Arthropoda; Insecta; Hymenoptera; Formicidae. The record is from RefSeq and is a predicted model, not a curated record. Bases 473 to 1210 code for a protein of 245 amino acids. The transcript is spliced from 7 exons.
CAGGAGUUCAGUCGGUGCCGGUCGGUCCCGAGAGCCGUUCACAUUCUGCGGGACGCAAAAUUCUAAGAUGGCAAGAGACAUGUACAUUUGAUAGGGUGGUCCACUCGACAAGAAAGAAAGCCGAUUCGGUUUUAGCAUACGCAUGAUAAUGAGCGAGUGAAAACGGAAAAUAAGAGAGGAAGAGAGAGAGAGAGAGAGAGAGAGAAAGCGAGGGUCGCGAUGAACGGAUAGAUAUCGGUGCAACAUCAUCAGUCGCGCAUCUUCCGAGCGGGAAAGAAGGGUGCGAUACUACCCUCUUCUCGCACAGCACGCAUAAACGCCGAGAGAAGAGUGGCUGAUCGAGAGUGGACUACUAGUCGUGCUGCGACGGAAGUUAGGGCCUCUCGACGGUAUGACGAGUCGCAACGCGAGAUAAAGGUGGGACCGAAGGAACGAGCAUCUUAUCCUGAAGGAAACAGCGGGAAACGGAAAUAUGGGAAAAGGGGACAAGAGAGGUGUUACGCAGCGCAGUGAUGGUGCCAGCACCAAUCUCGUGGGCAAGUUCACGCAGAGCGUGCGGAGGAUCGUCCAAGACGUGAAGGACGAGGGCACUUCCAGUGGACAAACGAAAGAGGAGGUGAUCGAGACGAACGAGAGGCUGAGAGUCGUGAGGAUACGUCUGGACGGCAGCUACGACACCGCCAAGAGGGCCCUCGUCGAACUGAUGUGCAAGUACACCGACAGCAAGCAAGUGCGCAAUGUGUUCCAGCGUUACAACCACCUGAAAAAUAUGAUCAAGGACGUAAUUAAGCUGGAGACGCAAUAUUGGACGCUGGUGGAUAUACCGAGGCAAGAGAAGCAGGAGACCGUGCCCGCUUUCGUACUGCGUGCCUGUUCCAUCAUGGAGAAGACUCACAAAAGCGGCGAAGGCGUGAAAACUUCGGCGCGUCUCGCCGAGGAGGCCGAGACCAAGAGAGAGCGCAUCGAGAGACUCGAGAAUAUGACGACGGCGCAAAUCGAAGCUGAAAACACCCAAAUGACCAAUGAUCUGUAUAGAUUGCUGAAGAAGUACACGGGUCUCAGGAACCUCAUCAAAGUAUUGAAAGAGGAGUACAACGGCUCGAAGAUGUAUCCGAUGUUCCCGCGUUACACGAUACUGAAGGAUAUGAUAAAGGAUAUAAUGCACAAUCCGGACUAUAUGGAAGUCUGUCACGAGGUGGACCAAGCAUAGCGGCCCGACCCCCUCCACCGUUCGCCACGUAUGACCCUGUAAAUUCUUCAGGAUCGCCACGUGGUCGUCGGUGAAGGGGGUGAACCACAGAACGCUUCAGCUUCGACUGAUAAUUUUCAUUUUUGGACAGAGUAAUUCCUGUGAUCUUACGUUCUAUCCUAUAUAUCUGCGAAUUCCCAUUUUCCCUGACCCAUACCUUGACACAAGCCAUUCGCCAACAAACUUCAUCUUUGUUUGUUACGAAUCUUGGGGCAAAUCUGGAACAAGUUGCGUCACGCUUGUGCCAAUCGUAUACAAUUUCUCGCAGGUAAGUUAGGCCCUCCUGCUCCUCUUUGCGCGUGUUUCGUAAAGUUUCGGCAAGAGGUGAGAGAGAUGACAAGGGGUUGAAUAUCGCGCUGAAGUACGCCAUCGAGCAUCGUGGAGUAACAACGGGCAUCUCUCGACGUACUACAGAAGAGCGCCGGAAUAUCAUGAAGACGGAAUAGUCGUGGAGUCAAGGUAGGUCAUAAGAUCGUUCUCGUAUAGCUAUGAGAAUGCUGCUACUUGCUGCUUAAUCAUCGCGAGAAAAAAAAAGAAACAAAUCGAGAACGGAAAGUAAGCCUUAUUUGAUGCUUAAUAAAGAUAAACAUAUUUCACAGAGAAUAAGAGAGAUAAAUUUUUUUACACAUUUAAAUGAUAUUAAUUUAUGAUUAAAUUCGAAAUAAAUAUUGAGAAUUAAGAAGAUGACACCGCGUUGAAUUUUCGUAAUUCCGAGGUGAUUAAAAGAUUUGCUGAUAAAAUAUAAUAAUGAUAUUCUAGAACUUUAUAUUAAAUUCAGUAUUUUUAAAAAUCCCACUUGUCACUCUGAAGAAGAGAGACUCGAGUCCUUCCAAGUAAAUAAGUCCAAGUAGCAGGAUUCGCGAGAUUCCAGCGUAGAGGCCAAGAGACGUUUUACAUAAUUUCUGAUUUUGGAUCGGAAUAGUCGCUCGCACGUCACAAACAAAAGAGGCUAGAUGCGCUAUUAUUAAUAGUGAGUGUCGUAUGCAUGUGAUAUACCGUAAUUAAUUAGGAAUAAUUCGCAAGAUCUACGGGGCGUCGAAUAAAUAUUCGUAUAAGACCGUGAGCGUGUGUUUGUACAUAAGUGUAGCUUGUGUGCGUGAAAUUAGGCGUGAGGAUUGUGAGAGUAAUGUCACUGUGGAGCACAUUAUUACCUGCUUCCUGCUGUGUAGGACUCUCGUAAUAAAGGACGUCGUCGGUCUCGCGCCGACCGAAUAUUCACUUUACCUACGAAGAGGACAAAGAUUAAACUACUCGAGACGCUCGUGCAACGCUCUCGAAAAAAGAUGUAUUUAUAAUGAAAAAUAUUAAUUAAUGAUUUAACACUUGGAACUAAGAUUUACAAUACGGUUAACUUUGCAUAUGAAGAUUUUAUUGGAAUAUUUGGAUGUAUUGUGUGCAUAUAUGAAUUAUAUAUUUAGCGUGUAAAAUUGGGAAUAUUUGAAAUCCUCGCUUUUUAUCUGCGAACAGAGACAGAGAUUAGGCGGUUUGAAGCGUUUGAAAAAUGCUGAAAAUGAUACAUUAAUGAAUAAGAAAUAUCGAUGAAUGAUUUAAUACUUCAGAUAAGAGUAAAAUUUACAAGGCCAACUUUAAAUGUGGAAAUUUUUGUGGAUUAUUCAAAUCAUAUAUUUGGUACAUUGAAAUAUUUCAAAUAUCUAUGUAUACUUAAGCAGCAUUUUAUAAGACGUGAAUGCAUGUCUUGAAAUUGAACAAUAAAUUUAAAAUGUAUGAACUAAAAUAUAGAUACAGAUUUACAAGUAGAACUACACAUAUACGCGAUUUGAGUUUAUUUCAGCACUGAAUAUCUGGGGAUGAAUCGUAGAUUCGUACCUACAUAAAAUAUUAUUGUAUGCAUUUUUCUUUUUUUUUUAGUCCUCGUGUUUCAGCUUAAACGAAACGAUCUGAAUGAUACUUUUUUCAAGUCGAUUUCAAUUAAAAAUCUAUCUUUUUAUAAUUUACCAUUUUAUCAAUCACUUUUUUUGUACGUAAUCAAUAAUGUGCACGUAGAAAUUUGAAUAUUAAUCGGCUAUUCUAUCGUAUGUACAAACAUAAAUAUUAAUGGUUCCCCGUAUAAAAUACACGCAACGCCUUCAUUACGAAUCGCGAGAUUAUAAGCUAAGAUGGUAUUUGCAGCGUAUGGAUCAAUUAAUAUUUCUUUCGUGCGAGAGCAGAACGGCAAGAAUGUCACGUGCAUGCAUUUUCAUUUUUAACACGGCGCGAGAUUUUUCAGAACAUGGAUAUAUUCAUACGCUGGUUAGGAUAGUAUAUUCGUACAUAAAUUUAGCGCUAAACGCAGUUCUCGAGUUUGUAUUUGUAAUCGGGCGCGAUUUUUGAGCGCUAGAUAGAUCACAUUGAACAGAAGGGAAAUUAUUAUAGAUGAUAAUUUAAUAAUUAAAUAUCGUUGAGGUUUACGUAAAACUCACCGUUGAACAGCCGCAUUUAGCGUAAAUAUACAAUGAGAUUCCGUAUGCUUGACGAUAAUAGUCGUGAGUAACGUUCUCCGUACCCAUUAAAUAACUUAAAAGAUAAGGUAUUAAUUAAAUAUAUUAAUUUCGCAUAACAUAUCACCAACGUCACGUUUACCAUACACACUCCGAUGAAAAAGUCCUCGAGAAAUUAUGCGAGAAGUGCUUGGGACGAAAUGUUAACAUUAUUCAAAGUACCUUCCGCUACCUUGCGAGAAAUUUAAAAGCAUUUUAAAAUCAAAUCUGAAAAUUUUUUGACAAAGGCAAUUUCCGCUUGCUGGUCGAGAAAUCACAAUGGAAAAAAAAAAAUCAAAACAGACUCUAGCUGGAACACGAGUUGUUCCGAGCGAAAUUAACGAGUAAUUCUGAAAUGAUUAAAGCCACUCUCUCGUGCAUCUGGAUAAUUCGCGUGGAAGGAUGAAAAUCUGUUGAUAGUCGGUGUUGUGUUAAAAGUCAAAAAUUUUCGCAAAUCUUUCCCGAUGGACUUUCGCUCAGAGUAUUUGCAUCUGUGUGCAUAUGAAUAUGCAUAUCAUGCUGUUCGAUAUUGAUAAACACAGGGGAUAUCAUCGGAUCGGUUGUCCGACAUAUAAAAUGUGCCAUGUUCUCCAAGUGCUAUACCUCAUGUAAGUAUUUACGUAAAGAUGACAGAACCCAAUAUAAAACGCACGUGUUACACGGUCGCGCAUAAUGCAAAAUGCAACGUUUUACACGUAAAAUGCAGUUGCACCGACGUGAAUCCUAGCGCCAGCAAUUAAUUCCAGAUGCAAUCGUAAUAGGAGGAUCCUCUAUAGGAUUUUGUUCUUAUAUCAUUAAGGUCUAUAAGCGUGUAAUGAUGUAUACUAUAUACUAAAGUACGUAUAAAAGAAAAAAAAAUGGCUGACAGCCCGAAA